Messenger RNA from Penaeus indicus, 3428 nucleotides. Its product is annotated as alpha-1,6-mannosyl-glycoprotein 4-beta-N-acetylglucosaminyltransferase-like. The record is from RefSeq and is a predicted model, not a curated record. Lineage: Eukaryota; Metazoa; Arthropoda; Malacostraca; Decapoda; Penaeidae. Gene Ontology annotation, biological process: protein N-linked glycosylation. The transcript is spliced from 9 exons. The coding region runs from base 281 to 1819 and encodes 512 amino acids. Gene Ontology annotation, molecular function: acetylglucosaminyltransferase activity.
CUGAGGAAGGGCAGACGUCUGCACACGUCGCCCGCGCUCGGUGCCUCUCUCACUCGUUCUCUAUCUUUCCUUGCUCUCGGCCCUCGCAUGGCCACUGCAUGACCCAUGGCGAGGAAGCUGUAGAACAUUCGACAAAGGGCGAAAGACACUGAUAGUUAUUACAGGAACACAACAGUGCUGAAGGGAAGUGAUGGCGCACUUGGAUCGAGUUGAAGGCAGGACAUGAAACAUUUUUGGCGUAGAUGAUAGCGGCGACGAUGGAACCUAGGAAGUGGUGACUAUGAGCAGCGCAACGCCAGCACCCAUCGUCCUCGUCCUGGUCUCCGCUCUGCUGGUCACCUGCAAUGUCUUCUGGCUCUACUCGUCCAGCACUUACAGCCACAGGGUGGGCCUCUGCGGCCACGACUUCGAGGCGUGGGGCUCGGGCAACCUCAGCACUUCCGGCCGGAGGGACUACCAGCAGGUGGUUGGCAGCGGGCUGGUGGACGUGCCCUUCCCCAUCCCCAUCCCCAACGACACCGUCCUCAUAGGCAGCGAUGAGGAGGUGGAGGAGGGGUCGUUGCGAUUCGUGACGAUCGGCAUCUCGUCAGUGUGGCGGAAGGACGACUACCUGACACGGACCAUCGACUCCAUCCUGAAGGAGACGACGGAGGAGGAGCGCGGGGACAUCUUCAUCUUCCUCCUCCUGGCCGACGCCGACCCCGCUCUCAGAACGCAGAGAGCUCUGGAUCUGAGCGUCAGGUACAGCCGGGAGAUCCAGGCGGGCCUCCUCAGAGUGAUCCAGCCUCCCGCCCUUCUUUACCCGAGCAUCGACUUCACGGCAAUAAGGAGAACUUAUAAUGACUCUGUCGCUCGGGUCCAGUGGAGGACCAAGCAGGUCUUGGACUUCGCAUUUCUCUUCUGGUAUGCUUGGACCCGCCAUCCUUCAUCCUAUUACUUGGUGCUUGAAGAUGAUGUUCUCAGCGCAAAGCAUUUUGUCACUGCUAUCAAAGAUUUUGUUUCACUACACAAAAGUCACCAUUGGAUAUCACUGCAGUUGGCAGGGUUCUUGGGUAUUGGGCAGCUGGUGCGAUGCAGCGACCUGGACCGCCUGGUUUCGUUUCUCCUUCUGUUCUACCGCGAGCAUCCUGUCGACGUCCUGAUCAACCACUGGAUCUCUCUGAUGGCGCCGGAGAAGCCCCCCAAAGACCGUCCGACCCGGAGAGUGCCCGGGCUCUUCCAGCACAUCGGAGUCCACUCGACGCUAGCGAACAAGACGCAGUCGCUGAAGGAUAAUACAUUUAGUUUGGUAAAGCGUCGUUUCUCGCACGUCAAUCCAACAGCUGAUGUGGUGACAACUAUCAGGCAGUAUAAGGCCUACCUGGCAGAACAUGCAUAUUCCUCUGCGCCAGGGAUGUUUUGGGGAAUCCCCAAACCUGGCGAUUCUUUUGAUAUACUUUUCCCAGAGCCUCUAAAGUUAUCGAGAGUUGUGGUGCUCACAGGGGCGGCAAUUAACAAAAAGAUUAGAGACAAGCUCUUAUAUGGGAGUCUUGAGGUCUCCCAGAAGUUUCUGAAGAUGGAGAACCCAAAGAAGGCCUCGUGUAAAAGCUUCUCUCCCGUCCAGGAAUUUAAAAACGGAGAGCUCGACAUGAAGCAUCUGAGGCAGCUCUACCCACAAGGGAUCCAAUGUCUGAGAAUAAGCAUCGGAGCCAAGCAGAAGUCGUGGGUGGCCAUCACCGAAGUGGCGGUCUUUACGGACGAGGACUCGGCCGCGGAGCCCACUCCUGCGGCUGCCUCUGCGGGGGGAGGGGAGGCUAGGGGCAAGAGAAAGAGCACCUGAGCGCGGGGUCAGAAGGGAGAUGGCGAGGGCGUGUCUUUGGAAGGUAUACUGAUAAUGAAGUAUAUUUCCAGAAUGUAUGAAUGAUCAUCAGUUUGUAUAUGUAUUCGUAAAAUGGAUAUCAAUAGUAAAGAAUAACAGGUAGACGGGUAAUGUAACAUUGAUUCUGUAAAAUAUGCAAUUUAUAUAUUGUAGUGAUGCAGUAUAUCACAAAACAUCUAUUAUGACUGCAUUAUACUCAUAUUUGCAUCUAAACAGCUUCAUUUCCAUGUUUAUGUAAGUUCUUACUUAACUUUGUCCUUUAUUUGUGUAAUGACACUAGGUCAAUAGAUCACAUCUACAGACUUUAGGAUGCAGUAAAUAUUAGAAAAAGGUGAAAAGACUCAAGUAAACAUAAGAUAAAUUAAGAAUACUUUCAUUAGUUCUCUCACACAGGAAUACAAUUUUGAACAGAAAUUUUGAUUUCUAUUUUCAUAGGAGUUCAGUUAGUUGUACUGAAAGUUUUAUGAGACCUAAAAUAUAUCAAAAGCAAUAUGUGAAAAAAUCAGAUAAUUGUAUUGCACAAAAAUACUAGUCAAUUUUUCAUUGAGGAUCACACAAGUUAGAUUUUAUUCACCAUAAGGGCUCUGACUAGUUAUUCCAUUAAGUUCACUUAAUAUUUCGUGCAGCAUUUUCAGAAGGCGGCAGAUUUUGGAUACUUGUUUUACUACAGGCAUUUUUAUGACUAAUGACUAAGCCCCAUAACAGAGCUAUCCUGAAUAAUGGUAGCAUAAAUGCGCUUCUUUUGACCUCAGAAAUUGAAAUGCUCUCUUUUCACCAAAAUGUGACUUUGAGGAGCUUUGAUAUCUUAGAUACAAUGUUGCUAAUUAAAUGAUCGUGUAUAUUCUGGUGCGUGAAAUGUGAAUUAUGUGACGGUCUACAUUCAAAGUGCGUUUGGUCUGGAAAGGUGCUGCAGCUGGGAACAAAAUUCUAGGUUUAAUUAAUCUAUCUGGAGGGAUGAAUGUGCUCUCUAAGAAAGUAACGCAUAAUACUUCAUAUGAAAAGCGUCCACAAUGAUUGUAAAAUUCCAGAGGGCUGAAUAUCUACUUUCACCUUUCAGUGUCUAAUGAUCUAAGAUGUGUUAUUUAGUGUAGCUAGAUUUCAUAGAUCAUAGAUUUGUAAAGGGUACCUCCUCGAUAAAUCACUGAUUGGCCCCCCAAAAAAUAUAUAGGAUAGUCAUAUUGAUGGAAUUCGAUUUUAAAAUCUCCAGUUUUAUAAAUGUUUUUACCAAGGGACUCGAUCACAUUUGCCAAAAAUGUACAUAAAAAGCAAAGAAUUCUCAUGCAGUAUAAAUAUUUCUUCACAACUAAUCACAUCCCAUUUUCUCGCUUCUCAUCAUUAGAGGCCCAGAUUCCAUGAGAUAUAAGACAGUAGGCAAUUCUAAUAUUUUUAGUAAAAGUAACAGGUUAGAUUCUUUCAUCACACAUGCUCUGAGAUGAAAGCCGACCGCUUUCUAGGAUGGCCAUCUGUGUGAGCAACACUUCAUGUUCUUGAACCUGCCUCGAAACUUCCGAUACACACAUGUCAACAAACAGUACCACAGACAGGCAAACAUACACAUGCAUACAUAGAU